GAGCUUGGAUUUGAAGGACUCGACAAGGUGACAGACAAGUAUCACGACAAGGUGUACGACCACCUACCAGCGUGGAAGAGGAAACAGAUGAAGGAAGACCAACAAGACCAACAAGGCCAACAACGGUCCCAGCAAGGCCGACCAGACCAACAGCAGCGCUCGUCGCAGCAUCCCGACAAAGGGUAUUCGCGCCCUCGCUCUGCACCCUCCAGAGACGAGAACCGCUACGAAGACGAUGCAGAGAUGUACGCCCCAGACCGCAGACAAGAGCGCGACUAUCGCGACGCAAACGACGAGCGCUCCUACUAUAACGGGCCCAAUCCAGGCGCAGUAGUGCCUCGCGAUCGCGACGAACCCAACAAAGCACGCGGCUUUGAACCAUACCAGGAAUCCCCUCAGCGAGGCUACGAUCAGGGCCGCGCACGCCCCACGCACCAACGACGAGGCUCAUCGUGGUCGCCGCCUCGCUCCAAUAAACACGAGCGCGACUCACACAAGCCGCGCGCGCGCUCCAGGUCAAAAGAUAAGCAACAUCGCAUUAUAGCGACUGUCGGCGGGGCACUAGUUGGUGGAUUUGCGGGCAACCAGGCUCUCAAAGGCAAGAAGUUUGAUACUGUUGCGACGAUUGUGGGGGCGAUUGUAGGUGGUGUUGGUGCGAGAGAGGCUUCAGAGCUCUGGGACGAUAGGAGGAGGAAGCGAGACGGGAAGGAGGAAGAAUGGGAGGGUGAAUUUGGGGAUGAUCGAGGGGGUGAUAGAGGUGAUCGUAAGAAGGACGAUAGAGAUGGUCGCGACGAUCGAAGGAGAGAUGACAGAGAUGGCCGCGACGACCGUAGGAGAGAUGACAGAGAUGGUCGCGACGAUCGCAGGAGAGAGGAUAGAGACGACCGCGGCGACCGAAGGAGAUACUGA
Molecule: messenger RNA, 909 nt
Organism: Cucurbitaria berberidis CBS 394.84
Lineage: Eukaryota; Fungi; Ascomycota; Dothideomycetes; Pleosporales; Cucurbitariaceae
Exons: 2
Cellular component (GO): outer membrane
Source: RefSeq, a predicted model, not a curated record